Molecule: messenger RNA, 9227 nt
Organism: Phascolarctos cinereus (koala)
Lineage: Eukaryota; Metazoa; Chordata; Mammalia; Diprotodontia; Phascolarctidae
Gene: DSTYK
Product: dual serine/threonine and tyrosine protein kinase
Biological process (GO): negative regulation of apoptotic process; positive regulation of ERK1 and ERK2 cascade; protein phosphorylation
Cellular component (GO): cytoplasm
Molecular function (GO): protein kinase activity; ATP binding
Source: RefSeq, a predicted model, not a curated record
AUGGAGGGCGGCGGCGGCGGCGGCGGCGGGGGAGGGACGGCCCCUCGCGGGAGCGGCCCGGCCUCGGGCCCCGGCGGCGGCGGCGGCGGCAGCGGGCUGUCUCGGGAACUGGGCCGGGCCUUCGCCCACCACCGCCUCUACCUGAAUCGGCUGCAGCAGAACCUGAGCGAGACCCAGAAGUUCUUUCGCGACAUCCAGUGCUCCUACGAUUGCAGCUUCCCCCCCUUGUCUCCGGUCCCGGGCGGCGAUGUCUCCGCGGGGCACUUGAGCUGCAUUUCUUUCCCACCCCAUGAAGAAGAGUACCUCCAGUUGAUGGUGAACUGCCUUCCCUGUAUCUUCAUCCUGGGCCAGGACUGUAAUGCAAAGUGCCAGAUGCUGAAUAUGUUACUGGGGGAGCGGAUACUGCCCACCACCAAGCGGGGCAGCGAGGACAGCUGUAAGCGACGGCGCCUCCACUUCACUAAUGGGAAUCAGACUCGGGUCAGCCUGGCGCUGCCUAGCCAGUAUGAACCAGUGCACACUCUGGCCUCCCACCAGGGCAAGUGGGAAACCAUUCCUGAGGAGGACCUGGAGGUCCAUGAGGACAGUGAGGACCCUGCCCACAUCUUGGCAGAAUUGGAGGUGACAAUGCACCAUGUUUUAUUACAGGAAGUGGACGUUGUGGUUUUGCCGUGCCGUGGGUUCCAGCCCCCAGUGGAUACUCUAGGCGAGUUAGUGAAUGGUGUCCUGCCUGUGGUGAUCUUUGCCAUCAACAAGGAUGAACUCUCAGAAGGAGAUGAGGAAGAACUGAGAGCUAUCCGGGAACGGCUUUCUCUGCCUAUAUUCUUUUUCAAAGUGCCGAAGCUGGGCUCUGAGCUGAUUUCCCCCAACUCUUCCCCCAAGAGAAGAAUGGAGACUGAAAGAUCAUCACUUCACCGACAGCUAGUUGAUCUGAACUACCUGAAUGAUAGUCACCAUAACUGUGGGACCCUUGGCCUAAAUGCCAAAGCUCAGAGCAUAUUGGUAGAACAGAGUGAUAAGCUAAGACAAUUGAACAUAUUCACUCAGCUGGUGCUACAAACGCACCUUGUAGAUGCAGCCACGGUUCUGAACCUGGUGCACUGCCAGUGCCUGGAUAUCUUUAUCAACCAGGCCUUUGACAUGCAACGGGACCUGCAGAUCACUCCCAAGCGGCUCGAGUACACUCGAAAGAAGGAAAAUGAGUUGUAUGAAUCACUGAUGAACAUUGCCAACCGCAAGCAGGAGGAGAUGAAGGAUAUGAUUGUGGAGACUCUUAAUAUCAUGAAGGAAGACCUUCUGGAAGAUGCUGCCAACAUGGAGUUCAAAGAUGUCAUCAUCCCUGAGAAUGGGGAGCCAGUGGGCACCAGAGAAAUAAAAUGCUGCAUCCGCCAGAUUCAGGAACUCAUCAUCUCUCAGCUUAACCAGGCUGUGGCCAAUAAGCUGAUCAGCUCAGUGGACUAUCUUCGUGAGAGCUUUGUGGGAACCCUGGAACGGUGUCUGCAGAGCCUGGAAAAGUCCCAAGAUGUUUCAGUCCACAUCACUAGUAACUAUCUCAAACAGAUCUUAAAUGCUGCCUAUCAUGUUGAAGUUACAUUUCACUCAGGGUCAACAGUAACCAGGAUGCUGUGGGAGCAGAUCAAACAGAUUAUCCAGCGAAUCGCAUGGGUGAGUCCACCUGCUGUUACUCCAGAAUGGAAGAGGAAGGUGGCCCAGGAUGCCAUUGAGAGUCUCAGUGCCUCCAAGCUGGCCAAGAGCAUUUGCAGCCAGUUCCGGACCCGGCUUAAUAGCUCUCAUGAGGCAUUUGCAGCCUCCCUGCGGCAGUUGGAAGCUGGUCAUUCAGGCCGGCUAGAGAAAACUGAAGACCUGUGGUUGAAGGUUCGGAAAGAUCAUGCCCCACGCUUGGCCCGUCUUUCCCUGGAGAGCCGUUCCCUGCAGGAUGUCUUGUUGCAUCGUAAACCUAAACUGGGCCAGGAGCUAGGCCGGGGACAGUAUGGUGUGGUGUACCUGUGUGACAACUGGGGAGGCCAUUUCCCCUGUGCCCUGAAGUCCGUUGUCCCUCCAGAUGAGAAGCACUGGAACGAUUUGGCAUUGGAGUUUCACUAUAUGAGGUCUCUGCCCAAGCAUGAGCGUCUGGUGGAUCUUCACGGUUCCGUCAUCGACUACAACUACGGCGGUGGCUCCAGUAUUGCAGUGCUGCUCAUCAUGGAGCGGCUACACCGGGACCUUUACACAGGGCUGAAGGCUGGGCUGAUUCUGGAGCUGCGCCUGCAGAUAGCCCUGGACGUAGUGGAGGGAAUCCGCUUUCUGCAUAGCCAGGGGCUUGUCCAUCGUGACAUCAAACUAAAAAAUGUGCUGCUUGACAAGAAGAACCGAGCCAAGAUCACUGACCUGGGUUUUUGCAAGCCUGAGGCUAUGAUGUCUGGCAGCAUCGUGGGUACCCCAAUCCAUAUGGCCCCAGAGCUCUUCACAGGGAAGUAUGACAAUUCUGUGGAUGUCUAUGCUUUUGGGAUCCUCUUCUGGUAUAUCUGCUCAGGCUCUGUAAAGCUCCCUGAAGCAUUUGAAAGGUGUGCCAGCAAGGACCACCUCUGGAACAAUGUGCGCAGAGGAGCCCGUCCAGAGCGACUCCCAGUGUUUGAUGAGGAAUGCUGGCAGCUAAUGGAAGCCUGUUGGGAUGGUGAUCCCUCCCGACGGCCUCUCCUUGGCAUCGUUCAGCCCAUGCUCCAGGGUAUCAUGGACCGGUUGUGCAAGUCAAACUCUGAGCAGCCAAGCAGAGGACUGGAUGAUUCUACUUGAAGGCUCUUUCCCUGUCUCAUUCUCCCACCCUCUCUCUUCCUUUUUCUUCUGUUUUAAACUCCCUGGUCGUAGGAAGAACUUGGCAUUGUAUACAUCCACAGGAAGCACCUGAGGGAACUGGUUUUGGCUGUGGAACUUGAGACAGCUUCAAACUAUGAUGACUUCAGUCAGCUGUGAGAAGUUGGAUUGUUGUCCCACCGUCUUUGUCCAUUCUGUGUUCACCAGUGAUCCAAGCUAUCUCUUUGGAAAAGAGACUAGUCAUCUAGGUCACAGAAAAAAGCCGAGGAGUGGGAGAUUUGGCCUUCAGAGCCAGCGCAAAUCCCAUCUCCUCAUUUCUAAGUUCCAUGAAUUUUUCCAAAGUACUGGAUGGGGUGUUAUGAUGUCAUUAAUAUGAAGAGACAUCAUCUGGCUGACUUCUGUUCUAUCAGGGUUAAUUAGUCUGGUUCCAUCCAGUGGUCAGAACAGAACCUCAGAAAUGUCAAGUUUGGGUGAUGGAGAGGAAAGGUGAGAGAGGGCCAGAGGGAGAAAGAGAAUUCUGUAGAGAUGUGUCUGGUUCCUGCUGACUGUAACUAGAGCUUUUUGCCUGCGAUAGCAUGAAGCCUCGAGUCUGUGUGGUGGCUGUAAAUAAACUCAGCAGUGCUCUUUGCAUUGCCAGAUAUGUUUACAUUUGGGGAGAAGGUUUUACCCUUAUACCACUUUGGUUUCCCCAAAGAAUCCAUUUAGUGAGUUAUUAGGAGUUCCUGUUACUGUUGACCCCAGAGCCUGCAGGUGACAUUUUGUUCUUUUGGUUUUGAAGCUAACUUCAGAUAAUAGUGAUACUUGGGGGGGGGGUGGCUUGGAGGGUAUCUGGGUAAACCUAACCCAGUUUAAAAUGUUUGGGUGAGACCCAAGAAAUAAGAAACACUCUGGAGGUCACUGGCUCUUAUGGGGGUUACCUGUGUUCAGACCUCCUAGAAAGAUAACCAGUUUGUGUUUUUAAAUGUUUGAAAAACAAAUCUUUCUUUUUAUUUUUUGAACCUAACACACUGACAUUUUAAAAUCCUGCUUAUUAUCAGACAUUUUAACUGAGCUUCCUUCUACUACCUGCUCUUCUUCUUCUCUCUCUCUUUUAAAUAUCAUUUGCUAGGAGACAAAAUAGUGGAUGAGAAAGAAAAGAGCACUGUAGCAAGUCCAUGAGUGUGCACAAUUACUGCAUGUAUCUGUCUGAUUGGGAGGGUCACUCCCCAUUUUGCAGUUGGCAGUGGAACAUAGAAAUGUCCUUGGGGAGUUUUCACAGAGAGGAGGUCAAGGGGAAGAGACCCGGUUCUGGUAUGUGAGGGAUUCUAUGGUCACCUCAGUUCUAUUUAAAUCUUGGUUUCAGGCUCUUCUGGACCUCAGUGUAUCAGCUACCCGACUCUCUCUUUUAAAUAAGAAGAGUAAAGAGGGAACAGAAUUGACAGGGUUGGUUGGCUGGGAUGAGAAGCUCCUUCCAGUCACUCACUUCCUGUGUCACAGCUGUAAUCUACUUUGCUGUGUUCUGUUCCUAGAGUGUCUGGAAUACAUUGCAACCAGGAUCCUUCAAGUUGAAAAUACAGAAUGAACGUCGCAUUUGUUCCUGGAAUUCUCUAGGUAGAAAGAUUGUCUUGACUAUUAACAUACAACAAAAGGAGAAUGUUAGAACCUAGAGUUUUGAAGUCUGGCCUGAUUGACUCUUUAGCUAUCCUGAGCAGGGGCUGCAGUGCCUAGCACCUCAGAAGUUCCAAUUAUAAUCAAGAACUUUCAGUUGCAAUUGAAGACAUAGCCAACCAUUUAUCUUUGAGUCCUCAGGCAUCUCAUUUCUUGUAGUGGACUAUCUAGUGCAGCUCUUCCUAGUUAAGAAAAUGCCUUAGUACCUCAGCAUCUGCUGUUACUCCAGGCUUACCCAUAUAUUCUUGCCAGUAUUAACUAGUUUUCUUUUUGGGCUCUGUAGGUACCAACAUCUUUGUGGUAGAGGGAACCUAAGUGUCCAGUUAGGGAAGGUGAGGGUUUGUAUUUAUUCUCUUGGAAAGCAGAGAAUGUACAGAAAAAGAUUAUAGUGCAGACAUCCAUUCUGUGUGGACUUUCAAAAACGUCUUGUACAGUUUCUGCCUUGUAUCUAUGUCCCCUUACAUUUUAAUCGGCUGUAAUUAGAAGUGGUUUAAAAAAUAAAAGUCUAGACCGAGUUUAGCAUUCACAACACAGACACCCACAGCCUCUGAUAUCCUUAGCUCAUAGCUACAUGCACACAUAUCAGUGUACUCCUCCCCCAUACACCAGAAUUUUUGUUCAACCCUGUCUGUUAGUUUGGUCUCUUGAUUAAUGUUUCUUUUCUAUAACACUCCUCUGUGUGUCUGUGUAAGUGUAUGAAUGAAUAUGCAUUUAUCUAUGUGAAUGUAUCCAUAUGUAUAUGGUACAUAUCUACAUACCUAUAAAUAUAUACACUUGUACAUAUAUGUAUAUAUAUGUAUACAUUUUUUUCCCCCUGGGAGCCAGGGUGAGAGUGAGGACAAAAGAAUCUGAGAAAAGCAAGGUGCACAUUGUCCAGGCCAGAGUCUUGGGUGCUUGGAGGAUUACUUUAAACACUCAGCAAGUUUACUAUAGGAAUGAAUAUGUUUGCUUUUGUUUUUCUGUGGUCAGCUGUGUUUCCUUAUCUUCUGACAUCACAUUGUUGCUGAGGUGAAUGAAUGUCAUGAAUUGUAUUGUACUGUAUUAUACUUCGGGAGACACUAGAUUGUUCAACAUCUCUUCCCUAAUGCAAUGCAAUGGCCAGUCAAGUCUAGAGGAUGGUAUUUUGGCAGGUGUUGUGAAGAUUGUAUCUGGUCUUGGGUUAUACAAAUACCCAGCCUAGUGAGGACAGUUGUGGUUGGGGGAGGGAGGGAAGAAGAGAAACUCAUGGAGAAAUGGUUCUUUUCUAUACUCUCUUCUAAAUAAAGUAGCAUAGCUAGUUAGCUUCAGCCUAAGAACACUCGCCUGACAUUAAAAGAUCAAGAGUCUUCUAAAUCAGUUCAAAGUAAGGAAUACUAAGAGGUUAGGAGUCUCAACUGAUAACCUUGCUGAUUCCCAGAAGCUCAUUCAGACUACUGAAAGUUGAGGAAUGUUUAUAGAAGAUAAGAAGAUACCUGCUACACAAGAAUAUCCUUGCUCUCUUACUCACAGUACAGAGCAGCUUCCUUUCCUCAGUAAACCUUCUACUUCUUUGGAAGCCAGCCUCAUUAGGAAGGUGCCAGCUGUUCAGAGACCAUCCAAAGAUGGGAGUCAUUUUCUAAAAUGUUAUUUUCUAGGGAACCAAAUGCUGUUCCCACAUUGUUUUAAAUUUCAGAAUCUUAAAUGUUUGAGGAAUGGGAAUGAAAAUUGUCAGGCAUAGAAGUUAGAUGAGCUGCAGCCGUUGACUAUGGUAUUCGGUUCUUGGCUACAUUUUAAUGUCUUUGAGUAGGCCAUCAGAGACCAAAUGGACCACACUGCAGCUUUUAGAAAGGCUUUGUUUGCUUACAGGUAAAACAGGGUGACACAAGUGCAGAAGGGUGGUAGGUGCUCAGCAUCUGAUUGCUGUAAAGUUUAUGGAACCCAAGGGUUAUCACCCACACCGAGCAAAACUUUCUUCAUUGGCUUAUCGUUUUAUAUUUAGAAGCAGAAGAGGAACAGUGUUCCUUCUGGCAUUUUUGAGAAUAGUGAUGCCCUUGUAGCCAUUUCUUGGAGAGAACGGGUGGUUAGUAUUUAAUUUGAUUUAGACAUGGUGAUGCCAAAGUCCUGCCUUAUUAGUGUAGGGUCAGCAGCCCUCCUCUGGCCACUGAAUAGCUGCUUUUCUAUCUUUACUAAUUUUUUUUUCCUUUUUGGUAGCUUAAUUUCUAGAUUUGCUGGGAAAACAACCUUUUACCUUUUCUAAAAAUAAGAAUAUUUUUGCUGAUUCCCAGUGGGUCUGGAGCUAGGGCUAGGGGAGAACUAGAGGAAUUGGAAGUUCCCUCAGGACUUCAAGUAGUACUACUGCUCUUAAAGAGGUUUUAUUUUUAAGUUCAUUUAUGUGCUUUGUUAACAUCCAGUUCAAUUCCAGUAAUCACAGGGGCUCUGUGCGUAUGUAUGUGUGACACGCACCUGGUACUAAGGCCAGCUUGCCCAGAGCGCCAAGAAAAAAAAUGGUGAAAACCGUUGUUGUGUGUCUUUGUGUAGAGCUUUUUGUUUGUCUUCGUCUUAAUUUUAAAGGACUGAUGUUUAUUACAGUGUUAAAGGAAAAUGUAACAAACUAAGUGUUUAGGAUAAAAGUGCAAUAACAAAAGAAGUUACUUUGGAACAGACUCCAGUUCUUAUGACCUAUUUUGUGCUACACCAAGUUCUUUUGAUAACAUUAUUACUGCAGGUCAGAUUGUUUUAUUUUUAAGAGACGCGACUGUGGGUUAAGACUUCAUUUAGUGUAAUUUUGAACGGUCAGGUUUGGUUUUUAUAGAUUAUUCUGUAUACAUGUUGGGAGACACCAAACACCAGAUGUUCUGUAUAAUAAAGGUCACAUUAAUGUUUUAGAUUUGCUUCUGUCUUGCCCUGAUAGUCCCUUCUUGACUAUGCUUGAACCCACUAGUAAGGUUUGGAGUAGCAUCUUUCCCACUAUCUCUUUGUGAUAUCUCUGGGCAGUCAGUCAAUGCCCGCUAAUCAAGGUUAGUGCUGGAGAUACACAUCCAAGUGAGUUAGUCCCUGCCUUUGAGGAAAUGGCUUGUUUCCAAAGAAAAGACUCAGCCAGUGUUUCCCAUCACCAUUAGUUCUGGUUACUGCUCAAUAUUGGGUUUCAUUCAUUUAAUAAGCAUUUUGGUACCUACUUUGUGCAAAUGACCUCAUUAACAUAGUGCUUUAGGGCUAAAAAACACUGAAAAUAUAGUCACCCCCCCCACUCCAAUAUGAUUUUACAGAUGGGCAAACAGAAGCAUCGAGGGGCCAGCUGAUUUAGGGCCUGAUCGAGCCCUACUGGGCAAAAGUGAGUUGAGUUGUGUAAAUUUUUUCUCUAGUGGCUUCCAUGUUCAGUUCUUCCCCUCCUCUUUUUGGAACCAAUUUUUCUUGCAACUUUACUAUACACUCAACUCCCUAGGUUUUUUGAGAAAAGGAGUCUUUUUUUGCCAGGGUCCCAGGUUCCUCCCUGCAUCCCCCCCCCCUUUGAUGGGAAACUGCUCCUGGGGUAACCACAUGAUUUGCCAGCUCAGCUGACGUUUCUAGGCUAUAACUGUGGCAGAGAAAUAGGGUGGAUAAUCCCCUUGGGCUUUAAAAAAGUGGGUGCAACUUAAACUUUUUAAGGUCAUUUUUUAUAAAAUGCAUGUUUAGUUCCAGAAAAUUCUUUUCUUCCUGGAAUGGAGGCAUUUCUGUUGUGAUGGUAUGUUACAGCCAGUUGGCAACAUUUUUUUUUUUUACAGAUGGAAAAAACUUUGAUCACCACAGGCUUUUUUAAAAAUUAAAAAAAAAUAAUUAAAAUGUUUAAAAACUGACUCUUGACAAAAAGGUUAAUUCCUCAGCUUAAUGUAGUCAAUGUAGAAAGGCCCUAAGUCUCCAAUGAUUUCUUGAGUAGAAGGUCAAGGCCAUCACAGGCCUAGGUGGAAGGGAGUGCUUUUUCAUGUCUGCCCUGGUAUAAGAGCAUAAUUAAGAAGUUGCCUCAGACAGAAUCAGAUUUAUGCAUUGUUUUAUUCACCAUGAGCACAAAGCAGGAAACAAGUCUCCAUGGUUAAAUGUACUUCUUACACAAUGUGGCCAAAUUGUAAACUUUGUUAAGAGCGAUACACUAAAUUUGUGAAAGAUAAAGUUGAAGCAUACAGAUUUACCACUUCAUACUGUAGUUGGAUUUCCACUUGAAAAUGAAAUAUUUUAAAAUGAAAAGAUUUUAAUCUGGUUAAAUAUUUUCAAGAGGAAGAAUAUUUGUAAACUAUCUUCACUUACACAUGAAUUAAAUUUGAGUCUCAAAGGUACCUAUGACCUUAAGCUUGCCAUCAAAUUGACAUUUAGGAAAGGGUAAAAAAAAAAUGGCAGUAUUAACAAAUUAUUUAUGAAAUGUUACCUUCAUUUUCUGAAUUCUUAAAUGAAUCAGACUUGGAAAAUGAGAAACAUCACAAGCAUUAUUUAUGAACAUUUAGUAAUGUUUUCUUGCAUAUGCAAUAAUUACUGUCCAUCAGGUGACUGGUGUUGGGAAAAUUUUCAAUUAGAUACAUUUGUAAAUUACCAAAACAUGAUUUCAUUUGUAUACUACCCAAACAACAGCUUCAGGGUCACUGAAGAAGAAAAUUUAGCAGAAAUAUCUUCAGAUUGAAAAUUGACUAAUAACUUAUUUUGAUGAUUAGAACUCAUUUUGGGGAAAAAGUGAAGACAGAAUAUUCAUCUCUCCAAAAAGACAAUGUAAGUUUGACUCCCCUUCCCACUACAUUGCAAAGCAGCAUUUUUACCUGGACAGUAAGAAAAUUAAAGCUUAGAAAUUG